This is a messenger RNA of Daktulosphaira vitifoliae (grape phylloxera), 1743 nucleotides long. RefSeq lists its product as uncharacterized. Lineage: Eukaryota; Metazoa; Arthropoda; Insecta; Hemiptera; Phylloxeridae. The transcript is spliced from 2 exons. The record is from RefSeq and is a predicted model, not a curated record. Bases 709 to 1119 code for a protein of 136 amino acids.
UAGAUAACACCUGUUGAUAAUUCUUCGAUAAUACGUUUGAUUGUAACCAAUAAGUAAAAUAAUACUACUACAAUGGUUUAAAACUCGUUUAUACUUAGUACUCGCAAAUACCUAUUGCAGCAUUUGAACGGGCUCGGUACAAAGUUUUUGUUUAUAUUUUGUUCGUUUUAACGCUGAUUAAGUGUAAUUUUUGUUAUUUUCUAGCUUUUUAUUUUAUUAUUUAAUAUUAAAAGUAGUGUAGUAAUAUGUCACACAAAGUAAAAUUUGCGUAAACAGAUUUAUUUAUUAUGUCAUAAUGCCCAUCAAAUUUUUGGCUGUAAAUUACUUUCUAAUAUACAAGUUCUAAGAGUAUUGUUUCAUAAUAUACGUGAAGUCAAAUUAAGCAUCCGUGAUAGUGCACGAUUAGUAAUACAUGAGGUUUUAAUAUUUUGGCAAAAAGCUCGCAUUCCAACUCGUGAAGUACGUCACUGUAUAUUAAAAUUGGAAGCAAUUUAUGACGAAUGGUGAAGUUUGCAAAAAAAUGCAUCACGACAAACUGAUACUCAAAAAAAAAAAAAGAAAAUUGUUUUAUCGAUAAAUUUGACGACAUUUUUGAUAUAGCACAUGCUGAUGCUAAUCAUGCUGAAUACAUGCUGAAUCUGAUGAGUAUUGAGUUGGAUAAACAAUUUUUAAUUCGUCAACGUCCGGGAUCGUUGAGUGGAAUUGAUUAUGAUUCAUAUCAAGCUUAACAAAAAAACGUAUUUACGCUUUGAAAAAACAGAAAAAAGAAAAAAACGUAAUUAUGAUGAAAUAAAAGCAUCGUAUGAUACAGUUGAGUUUUAUUCAGGAUCGUCAGAAAGUGGCACUGACGAUGAUAGUCAAAUAUUGUCGACCAAUGAUGAUUUAAUUUUUGAGAAAACAUUAUGUGAACCAGGUCCAUCUACUAGUAAACUAGCUUCAAAACAGUUUUUCACUAACAAACUUGUAGCUGCAUUGGAUAGAUGUAAGAUUAGUGACAAGGACGCCACUAAUUUACUUAUGGCAGCGGCUGAAGCAUUUGGUCAAAACGUUGAAAGUUUGGUAAUAAAUCGUUCGUCAAUACAUAGAGAACGUGAAAGUUACGUAAAGAACGAACUUUAAAGUUAAGUGAAAAUUUUCAAAUUAGCUUAUUUAGUAAUGCAGUCGUACACUGGGAUGGAAAAUUGCUUCCUUCGUUAACUUUAAAAGAUCUUGUUGACCAAUUAUUCCUAGUGGAGAUCAUGAAAAAUUUCUAGGUGUACCAAAAUUAUCAGAAGGACCUGAAGAGGAACGGGCUAUAAAAGUAUAUGAAUCAAUUAUUUUGUCAAUAUAAAAUUUAUUAUAGUAUAAAACCGAGUUUUUGUUAUUUUGUAAUAGAAUGAGUCGUCUUAUGAGAAAAAUACUUAUAACAAAUAUUAUUUUAAAUUUAAUUUUGAAAACAUUUUAUGAUAAGUUAUUAUUUUCUAUAGUUAAUACUUUAGGAUUUAAUCGCAAAAAACUGUGUUGGAUACACAUCGAUCGAAUAUGCUGUCAAGAAAAUGUGUUUUUUGAUUAUUCAUGUUAUCGUUGUGUUACAUCGAGUUGUUGUCGGUUUUUCUCUCUAUGUUACCAUUGUCGCAGCCAUCUUAACGCUUCUUCUGAUAUAAGCUCUAUGGCGUUUUUGCGAGCUAGUAGUUUUCUAUUCGUUUUACUGUAAAAAGAAAAUAUCACCUUUGCGAUUGUCGUACCCUGUGCGCUCAGUUUAUC